GCCAUCUGCUGCCAGAAAACUUGGCAGCUCUCAUUUUUUGGUUCUCCGGUUCUCCUCGCCAGAAGCGCCGCGUGUGUCUUCUGGCUUUACCACCUCGCCAACUUAUUUUUGGUUUGCAAAGAAAAAAAAAAGAAGAAAAACCCUCAAUCGUCUUCUGUAAGGAGAGGAUUUGGCUCGGAUGAGAGCGUUAUUUCCCUUUUCUACUCCGCUGCUGCCGCCGUUCCUGCUGUGCGUCCCUUGUCGCGCGUACAGCACAAGAGGGAUGUAGAGACUAAAGCUCGAACCCUGCAGCUGGGGUUCCCUGCACAUCACCGAGAAGGCACUGCGCAGGAGAGGGAGAGAGAGAGAGAGACAGAGGGGAAGAAGGGAGGAGAAGGUGAGAUACAGAGUCGGGAAGAGUCAGGAGCGCCAUAUCCCUGCUGUGGCUGAGCGUUUACGCGCGAUCCGACGGAACAUCUCCAGCCUCUCCAGGACUGAUUCCAACAUGAUAACUUCUAAACUCCUUGUUCGCACCUAAUCUGGCUUUCUUUAUGGGCUGCAAAGAGAAUAAAGGUGCAACUUUUUGCAACGGACACCAUCCACGUGAAGUUUUCCUUUUUGGGUGCCAAUUACAAAGAGUUGGUGUCCAAGCCCCCCCCCCAUCUAAUCGCCGGUGACCCUCUUGGCCAGCUCUCUGCUUCCAAAGCACAAGGAAUUAUCCUAUUUUCCCUCUCCGAUAAGGGAAAACAGUAAAGCUGUGCAGAAAAAUGGAGAAUUUGACUCAUUUUCAACCCGUGUGCUCUUUUCAGGGUCCGACUGCUCCUGCUUUCUGUUGAAACGCAGAGUUCAGGCCGUAAGGAUAAAAGCCCAAGGGUUUUGACAUUUCAGUUCGUUUUAAUUUUUGCUCCUCUUCUUGCUUCAGUGCAUUUUGGAGGAAAGCCCAAAUGAUGGGUUGGUGUUGCUCAGGCGUACGGAGAGCCCUGGCUCUCCUGGUGCUCCUGUUUGUCUUGCGGGGGAAAGGCUGUUGCUGUUGGGGGCUAAAUCCCAACUCUGGGGACGAGGAGAAGUCCCUACGCUCUGAUCCUGACUCCUGGGAGGCCUUGCACAGGCACAAACGCAGCUGGGUAUGGAACCAGUUCUUCGUGUUGGAGGAGUAUACAGGGAAUGAGCCUCUCUACGUUGGCAAGCUGCACUCUGAUGUGGAUAAAGGAGAUGGCAAAGUGAAGUAUGUGUUAUCUGGUGAGGGUGCCACCUCUAUCUUCACUAUCGAUGAGAACACUGGAGACAUCCACGCCACAAAGCGCCUUGAUCGGGAGGCCCAGGCCUACUACACCCUACAAGCUCAGGCUAUAGACCGGUUAACCGACUUACCUGUAGAACCCAGGUCUGAGUUUGUGGUGAAGGUGCAGGACAUCAAUGACAAUGAACCAAAGUUUCUUGAUGGGCCAUACUUGGCAGGGGUACCGGAGAUGUCACCUUUAGGAACCAUGGUGGUGCAAGUGGCAGCCACAGAUGCAGAUGACCCGACAUAUGGGAACAGUGCCCGGGUGAUCUACAGCAUCAUUCAUGGACAGCCAUACUUCUCUGUGGAGCCCAAGACAGGUGUCAUAAGAACAGCUUUGCCCAAUAUGGAUCGAGAGACAAGGGACCAGUAUGUGCUGGUCAUUCAGGCCAAAGACAUGGUUGGCCAAAUGGGUGGCCUCUCUGGCACAACGUCUGUCACAGUCACGCUCACCGAUGUCAACGACAACCCACCACGGUUUGCCCACAAGAGCUAUCAGUACACAGUGCUGGAGUCACUGCCGGUGCAAUCUGUGGUGGCCAGAAUCAAAGCAGCAGAUGCUGAUAUCGGCUCCAAUGCAGAGAUGGACUACAGGAUCAUGGACGGUGACGGGCCCGGCAUGUUCAACAUCACAACAGAUGAGGACACACAAGAGGGGGUUAUUAUUCUGCAGAAGCCUCUAGAUUUUGAGACAAGAAGCGGCUUUGCUCUAAGAAUCGAAGCCACAAACAGGAACAUUGACUCCAAUUUCUUGAGCCUGGGCCCAUUUAGCGACACAACUUCAGUCAAAGUUGCUGUGGAAGAUGUGAAUGAACCACCCCUCUUCUCUACACAACUCUCCAAAAUGAAUGUUUCAGAGGACGCCAAAGUGGGCACAUCUAUUGGUAGAGUCUCUGCUCAUGACCCCGACACCUCCAACAGUGGAAUCAGGUACUCCAUUGACAGGAACACAGACUUAGAGCGAUUUUUCAACGUGGACGCUCUGAGUGGGAUCAUCAGUACAGCAAAGCCUCUGGACCGAGAGGCCAACUCUGUCCACAAUCUCACCAUUUUGGCCAUCGAGAUCUUGGAUCCAAACCAGGUUGGCAAAGGCAUCGCUCUGAUCUCGGUGCGGGAUGUAAAUGAUAAUGCCCCAGUCUUUGCAAUCGACUAUGAAACUCUCCUGUGUGAAAACUCAAUGCCGGGACAGGUGAUUCAGACCAUCAGUGCAGUGGAUAAGGAUGAACCGCUGAGCGGGCAUCGCUUUCAUUUCGCCCUUGAUGCCUCCGUUGCUGGAAACAUGAACUUCACCCUGCGAGAUAACAAAGACAAUACAGCAUCCAUACUGACAAAGCGAGGCGGCUUCAGGAGACGGGAGCAGCCAGUGUAUCGAUUGCCAGUGUUGAUCACAGACAAUGGAAUCCCUGCCCUCAGCAGCACAAACACACUGUCGGUGCGAGUGUGCGACUGCGACUCCGACGGCGUGGCCCUGUCUUGUGGAGCAGUGGCCUACACAGCUACAGGCCUUAGCACUGGUGCCCUCCUGGCCAUUCUGGGCUGCAUUAUCACACUUCUAGUGAUGGUUCUGCUGAUUGUAACAAUGCGCCGGAGAAGGAAGCAGCCCUUGAUCCUGGAGGAGGAGAGGGACAUCAGAGAGAACAUUGUCCGUUAUGAUGACGAAGGAGGGGGAGAGGAGGACACAGAGGCCUUUGACAUGGUCACCCUUCGCAAUCUCAACAUCAUUAGAGAUCCCACAGUGCGGCGAGACGUCACACCUGACACUCCCACAUUCUACCAUUACACCUCUGCUUCACGGCCACCCUACAGGUCACUGCCAGACAAUGUUGUGUUUCGAGAGUUCAUUUGGGAGAGGCUGAAGGACGCUGAUGUGGACCCCACAGCUCCCCCAUAUGAUUCCCUGCAGACAUAUGCCUUCGAAGGCAGCGGUUCUGUAGCUGAGUCGCUGAGUUCUUUGGAGUCAUUAAGUACGGAUUCAGACCAGAACUACGACUACCUCAGCAAUUGGGGGCCGCGCUUUAAGAAGUUGGCUGAUCUGUAUGGCAACAGUGACAGUGGCAAUGUGCUAUCAUAGCCUCCAAAUGUCUCUCUUUACAGUUCUGGAACUUUCAUACGUGAGUAAUAUAUUGUCAGAGCAAGUGGUUUUGUCUACCUUGGUGCAGCUAAGGAAAAGAUUCAAAGACAACACAAGCGAUUGAAGGGAAAACGCUUUAACUUCAAAGGUUUUUUUGGUUUGUUUACCUCCCUGUAUGGGCUUUAAAAAGCUUGCCAUGGUGAGUUUUGACACUGACUUCAAAAGUGGCUUGACUGAGGAGGAAGCCUUGUGUGCAAAAGACAUUAAAGGUUUCAUAUUUUUGGGCCGGAGUCCAACCGCUGACUGCAAAAUGCAUUACACGUGGAAGCUGUUUUCUUUUUUUUUAUAGGGAGAAACCUGUCCUUUCAUUCUGUUGAUGGGCACAGGCACAACACUCCUGCUUUGAUGCAUUCCUUUGCUAUCUCUGUGCUAAAAAACAAAAAGUUUCUCAUGAAAGGCUGUCCCCCUGGCAGCUAAUCAGUAGUCUCUGGACUACCCAGAUGAAAUAUGAGAACAAUUUAUGUUUCUUAUUUCUGUUUUUUUUUUCUCUCUCUCUCUCUCUUUUUUUCUUUUUUUUUUGCUGAAGAAAGUUGAAAAUGGCCUGUAUUUUAUAAAUCUUAACACCCAGAGCCACAUUAGUCUUGGACUCAGUCAUGCCUUUUAAAGUUACUAGCCAGACCUGUUUGUAAAAGCUGAUCAAAUUCACUUGAUAUAUUAGCACCUAUAAUGCAGCAUUUGUUUCAGUAUUUUGUUGUAAAUCACUGUAGAAAAACAAAAAAAAAAGAAAUCUAAAAGGAUGUCCCUAGACUACAUGAAUUUAUGUUGAUAUCAAAAAGGGGUAAAUCAUUUAGUUUAGGACCUAGCAAACAGGGAUUUUUAUCACAUCUCUGUUUAUUGUCAGAUUUUGACCUAUCAAUUUUAGCCAAUUACAAAUUCUCUUUAGGAAUUUUAAUUAGCAGGCUAAUAAAUAUUUUACAGCCUUACUGCUUUGAUUUUUCAUAAUGCAUUUGUAUUAAGAGCAAAGACAGCAUUACCUUAUUGUAUUUGACCCACUCUUAUGCUUUUUUAAAACCAUGAACAAAUUGUUAGAGCUCAAACUGUUAUUUCAGAUUUUUGUAUUUGUAAUUGUCAUGAAUUGCAGUUAGUUUUAAAUAUUCUGUCUCCAUACUGUAUGUAUUCACUAAAUAUUAGAAUAUUAUGAUUCUUAUAUUAGCUUUGAGAUUUUCAAACAGCUAUACACUUUUCCAAAUCCAACAUAUUCUAUAGGGUGAGUGUGGUAUGUUCAACCUUCUUGCACUCUGCUAAAGGUAGCUACGGGUCAGUCUGCACCUCUGUCAGGUUAGAGAAAUUACUCCAAGGUUGGGUAAAAUCUGUCUUUUUUUCCAUUUGAUUUAAAAAAAAAUGGGUAAAAAAUCAUGAAAAAUCGAAAGUCGGAACUGUCGGAUAAGCAGAAUGUACAUUACUCGCUAAAGUCUAGAUUUAUUUUGUAGUAGCCUCAAUGAACAGCAAACACACCACUAAAAAUAUAUAUUGUUAGAACCAAAUGUAACAUACUGUUGGGGAAAUUUUAAGAGAAGUUCAUUAGUUAGGCUAUGCAGAAAGGUUAGUUAUUUGGGUAGCACUCAUAUAGGGAUUAAUAAUACAUACUUUCCAUAGAAGAUGUAAAAUGUAUUUAUUAAUUUUUCAUACAAUAAUAUCUACCCUACAGAAGAGAGACCUCUUUCCACUAGAUGAUAGGUGUUUGCACAUCAUAUUUUUUAAGAGCUGCUUCUUUGAACCAUGCUUUUCUUUCCAUGUUUUUCUAUUUGUCAGCAGCUGAGUUCUUUUUUUCUCUUUAGGGCAGAAGGACAUGUGUCAGUGCUACAUGAAAGUACUGCAUCAAUGCCCAAAUAAUAUUUAUAAUAUGAAGAUAAAAUAAAACAUGGAAAAACAUAAUUUUUCUUUUUAGCAAAUUAACGCAAAAAGCUUAAAAAAGUCUGGUCAAUAUGUCAUUCUUCAUUUGAUCUAAAAGAAGAUUAGGAUGAAAAAACAGUCCCACAGGUAGCUGCAAUGCCACUGCAAAAUCCAUCACUACCAGAAUCAAUGAUUGCCAGGAAUACUCGCUUAAGAUUAGCCAAAUCCAGCCAGUUGGCUCUACUGUGAAUGCUGCUGUCAGAGAGUCAUGCCAUCACCAUCUUUCCUAUAACUGUGCAGCCAAAAAAGAUAUGAAUGCGUAUAGGAGAAGUAAAUAUAUUCAUAAUAUACAAUACAUUGAAUUAGUAUGCAUUCCUGAACUUGGAAUGGUUCAGGAUCAUACCGUCUUGCUAAAACUGCUCAUACGUUUCUUAAUAUCUCAACAUUUUAGAAUUUUACAAUCAAAAAGAGUAUUUUUGUUUUUCAGGGCCAUUGAAGUUCUUCAGAGCUGAUGGGAAUAGAUGGAGUUAAAUUCAGUUCCGUCCUAAAGGCGCACCUAUCCGAAUCAGCACCAGACUGGAGACGUUGGAGAGAGGUGUACCUUCCAACAGGACAGCAAACAGACCCUAAAAAGAUAGUUAAGGUUAUAUUUAAAUGGUUUAGAUCAAAAUGUGUCUGUGUGUUAGAAUGGUUCAAAGUUCAGACCAAGAUCUAGUCAGUAAGCUUGACAAUAGCUGUUUAUAGGCAGUCAUAAUUCCUUUUUAGAAUGUUUUAGUUAUUUAGAAAAGAGAACUGGGCAAAAAUCUGAAUCCAAAGAUGUGUGAAGCUGGUAGAGACUUUUUUAAAAUGACUUCUGGGCUGUAAUUGUAGCUUAAGAUCAUUUCCCAAAAUACUGACACCAAUUACAAGUUUAAAAUGUACUAUUUAGGUGGUAUUUUUUUAUGAAAAAUUUAUAAAAUUGUAUUUCUUUUUACAGGGUUGUCAUCUAAUUUGUGUUGGUCUUUCUCUACAAAUUCCAAAUAUAUUAAAGUGAAGUGUGGCAUUGCAGAUGACAAUGUUGAAACGGUUUUAUUUAAACUCUAUUAUAUUGAAAGGCCAACCAAUGUCUUUAUCAAUAUGUGCAUAAGCUUUACCAUCUAUAGGAGGACCUAUUGUUGCUAAGAGACCCAGCACAGGUGUAAACAACUAAUGUUGAAUGAGUCAAAACUUGAAUUCUUGCUCUGCCGGAUGUCAUUUGUUACCUCAAGAGGUCCAACAGAGUAAAUCCUUUAAAAUUUAUGUUUUUGUACAUCUGCUUUUGAAAUCUUUAUUUUGCAAUUAUUAAUACAUACUUAAUCACUAAGCUGCAUUUUAUGAUUGUACAGCUUUUUUCUAUAAAUAAAUACAUCUCUGGCUAGUAUCUUUAACACUAUAUGACACACACAUUCAUACAUAUACAGUAUAACCAAGUGCAGUAGUUGAUGUGCUAAGGAAGUUGUGUGAAUCAUAAAAAGAACAACAUCCAUCAGUUUUAUAUAUCAUAAGACGACAAAGAGAAACACAAACGUUGUCUUGAAAGUGCAUUUUGCAGAUGUUGCAACGUAGUGUGUGUCUCUGUCUGUUUCUACUUCUGCCUUUCUAUUACCUACAGUAAAAAUCCUAAGCUAUGAACUGUCUGGGUGUAAUUGUUCAGAUUUUCUAUGAGGCUGGUGGUUCUGAUUCAAGAGCCUUGAUGAUGGAUUUUUAUGUGUUGUGCUAGAGAUUUAUUCCACCUAGACUCUAGGAAUAAAAUAAGUAUUUGUUUUUAAAGUGACAGACCUUAAAAAGGUCCGGUUUGUAAGUAAUUUAAUUUUGCUUCCGUAGUUUGCAAAGUCCAGCAUAAUGUCAUUUGAAAAUGAAAUCUUAAAAAAUGUAUGGUUUGAAUAUUGAUUGUGAAAGGACACACUGUAUAAUAAUCAUAAUGUGCCAAUUCUAUUAUUAGUUUUUUUUUUCAAGCUUAAACAAAGUUAUGUUAGUGCUGGGUAUGCACAUGUGAAGCCACUAUGUAUUAUUUAUUUCAAAGAGGCAGAACUGUGGAAAUGAUGUUUUUAUCUUUUUGCUGAAAAUAAAAUGACAUUCGGUUCUU
Messenger RNA from Cyprinodon tularosa, 7329 nucleotides. It is a transcript of the gene cdh7a, whose product is annotated as cadherin 7a. Gene Ontology annotation, cellular component: catenin complex; plasma membrane; adherens junction. NCBI's taxonomy places the organism in Eukaryota, Metazoa, Chordata, Actinopteri, Cyprinodontiformes, Cyprinodontidae. Gene Ontology annotation, biological process: adherens junction organization; homophilic cell-cell adhesion; cell morphogenesis. Gene Ontology annotation, molecular function: calcium ion binding; cadherin binding. Bases 924 to 3332 code for a protein of 802 amino acids. The transcript has 12 exons. The record is from RefSeq and is a predicted model, not a curated record.